AUGAGUACCAACUACACCAAUGAAGACGAACUCAAUCAGAUGAUGGACAAUGAUGACAAUACAAGGUCAUCAUCUUACCAAUCGCAGUCUAUACUCACUGGCUCCAGUGGCUCCAGUGGCUUGAAUGACUACAGCUUUAUCCACCCCUACCCUAGCUCCACCUCCUCGGCGGAUGACACAAGUCAAACGAGCUUGAGCCAACUCCAAGAUGAAUCUUCACUCGUCCAAAGCGGGUUGAGCGACCUUACCAUCCGUCCCCCCCAACGGUAUGAAAGCGACUUUGAUGGCCUCGGAUGGGCCCAUGCGCAAACUGAUCAUAUCCCCCAAGAGCUGGAAAUCGACCUCGGAGGGCAGCACAAUCCUACUCCGAAUCCGUUGACAGCUGCAGAAGCCCAGACGACCAAAGAGCCCUUUGAUCGGACUUUGUUGGGAAUCACAAACCCCACAGCCUCGCCAUUGAGUUCCCCAUCUGUUGAGCUUGAUAUGGCUAUGACUCAGGUAUGGUCGACAUUUCGCCAUGUCACUUCUGACCCUCCAUAUAUUGGCGAAAACAUCCUGAAAGGACUAAGUGACCUCGAAACACUCAAACAACUUUUUCUUUCAAAGUACACGGAUCCUGCACCUUCGACAACAACUGGUUCUGAAUCCAGGAAAAAAACCAAGGAAGCCCACCAGUGCAUGAUCUGCGAGGCCAAAAACAAUGCCAAGAAGACCUACAAUACCUUCGGAUCGCUCAAAAGACAUUUUGGAUCCAUUCAUGGAAUCGCUGACCGAAAGUAUCGUUGUCUAUCUCCACACUGCGAUAGAGACUUUCUCCGGCGAGACAGAGCGCGCGAACAUAUGAUCUACACACACAAGAUGCACGACAUGAAAGACCUCGCCGCCGCUCGAAGGAAAGUCGCUCCUCCCUGCAUCUGUCCUGCUUGCCCCCAGAUCAUCCAGUCCUGGGAACGGUAUUGGGAACACGUUAAAGUGCAUUGCACUAAACACUCUCCAGCGGCCAGUGUAAUGAAUGGCGGUGACAAGUCUCGCCGAGGCGGCGGCAGAGAAGGCGGCAGCGGUCCUAAUCGUGGUUCUUCUUCCUUUGCUGAGCCAAGCAAUGCAUACGAACAGUCUCGCUCUCACCAAGGAGACCAACCAUCGGAUUCAAAUAAUUACCGCACAUACCAAGGAGGGCACAUGAACAGAGCCAGGGAAACUUUUCAGCCUUCCAUGAUCCUUCCUGUUUCAGAUGAUAAAUUGAGUCUCGCCCAUCCUCCAGGAUUGGACGCAGCCGCUGGUGAAUUCUCCAUGAACGACGUAUUCGACGAGGCUCAAUAUGAUCCUGACUUCCACUUUGCUGGUGGCAUACACCAGCGGUUCGACCAAUCUCAGAACCCUCAGACCCCAUGGUUUUCACCCACCGAUCAGUCUUCCCAGAAGCCUCAGAAGCGCAAACGCUCAACGAGAAAGCAAGCAGCCCCAAAACAAGCCACAGAACAAAGGCCUUCAAGCAUUAUGAAAUGUACUGGAUGUGGUCAUGUUUUGAGCACAUGUCGGCAAUGUCAAUAUUUGACGGAAUCCGUUGGCUCCUGUCAUAAUUGUCCUUCCAGGGAAGCUAUCGCGGCUCAAGCUAUGCAUCAUUCCGCAUUGCCUUCUCAAGAUCGCCAACGACCAUUGUCAACACUCGUCACACUCGAUCCAUAUUACCUUCAGCCUAGUCUCUUGCAGGACUUUUCGCUGUUUCCCAUGGGGGCAGAUCAACACCCCUAUCCUAGUUCAAAUUGGCCAAUGCAGUACCCUGGUGGGUCGAGCCAACGUCAAUCAUUUGAUAGCGAAGAGUACGACGGCUCCGAUGACUUCCUCUCGCGGCCUCCAUUCAUCGGUAUGACAAUGGUCGAUGAAAACCAUGGCUGUCUGCUUAAUGUCGACAACAAACCACAGUCGCCGGUGCUUGACCACGAUUAUAAACUGCUUCGCAGCGUCGGCUUGGGCUCGCCAAUAAAGCCGCUCACUCUUCUAUCCAAUCUCAAUCAGGCAAUGAAACAAGCCUCGAUCGGUCUUUCUUCUGAAAUGUACACCGAGCUGCCCUUCAGACAGCGUGAACCGCUGAGGCUCCAAAGCUCCAAAGCUACUCCCGGAUGUCAAUGCCCGUGUGUGAUUCUACCUGUCGUUAAAUACAGUGCCCAUGCCAGUGCCCGGCUUUCCGACUCUGAGCGAGUCGAGAUGACUUUCAAGAUGUCCCCGGCUGCCCGCGAGUCUAACCACCCCUUGCGUACUCGAGUAAGGGUGUUCGUUAAGCUCUUCAAACUAAGGGCAUCGGUAUUAAAGACAACCGCAAAUGACAAAGAAAGGCAUCAAUUGAUUCAACAAGAAACUGCCCUGGGAGGCGUUCUUGGAUCUGACACCGACUCAGAUCACGCUAUUUCGCCUAUCUCACCCUCCGACUCCGAGCUUGCCCCGGUCUUAUCAUGGACCGAGGAUGUUCAAGACUGGUCAUUUGAAUUCGAUCUCGAGUGGGCUGUGUCGAGAUUCUCCCAAAUGACCAGUGGCAUUACUGCCGAUACGUACUUGAAACAUUUCUCUCCCAACCCUGGCCGCAUACUGGACUUGAUCUCGAUGUAUAUCUUACACGAGUUCGAGAUAUGCUGGUCCUUGGGUCUUGAUAGAGUCCGCUGGCUCUUGAUGUAUCUUAUGAUUUCAUGUUCCUCUUCUACUUUAUGA
This is a messenger RNA of Penicillium brevicompactum, 2703 nucleotides long. Its product is annotated as putative C2H2 zinc finger domain protein. The record is from RefSeq and is a predicted model, not a curated record. Lineage: Eukaryota; Fungi; Ascomycota; Eurotiomycetes; Eurotiales; Aspergillaceae. The transcript has 2 exons. Bases 1 to 2703 code for a protein of 900 amino acids.